Messenger RNA from Myiozetetes cayanensis, 5780 nucleotides. It is a transcript of the gene MOB3B, whose product is annotated as MOB kinase activator 3B. Gene Ontology annotation, cellular component: cytoplasm; nucleus. Gene Ontology annotation, biological process: signal transduction; positive regulation of protein phosphorylation. The record is from RefSeq and is a predicted model, not a curated record. Lineage: Eukaryota; Metazoa; Chordata; Aves; Passeriformes; Tyrannidae. The coding region runs from base 520 to 1170 and encodes 216 amino acids. The transcript is spliced from 6 exons. Gene Ontology annotation, molecular function: protein kinase activator activity.
GGGCACAGCCGGGCAGCGCUGCGCCGGGGCCGGUGGUACGCGGGAGAGCCGUGCCGGACUGUGGCGUCCCUUCCCCGGCUGUCCUGCGGGCGAGGCACCUGGAGGGGCAUCGGCGGCGCCCGGAGCGGUGCGAGACAGAUUUUGACCUGAAGGAUUAAUUCUUUGCAUCUCUGUAAAGAGAUUUGGGAAGAGAUACAUACACCUCUGGAUCUUGAGCAAAGAAGAUAAAUGGUAUCACAGUUGGCAAAGAAAACAAUUUUUUUCCUCCAAGUGAGUCCUGCAAGACUGCUGAUUUAGAGCUCUGGAGAGUGGAUGACUGUCCUGUCCCAGGGACUUCAAGCCUUUUGAGGAGGCUUUCAAGAGGAAGAGCUACUAGAUUGCUCCAAUUAACGCGAGCUUCACUGGGAAAAAGAGCAGAGCCUGGAGGAACUGUGAUAGGGAGCAACUCUUUUCAGAUACCUGCAUUAAAUCUCAGAUGUGGUUUUCUGCCAACUGCUGCAGAGGAGAAGAUUAGCAGAUAUGUCCAUUGCACUGAAGCAAGUCUUUAAUAAAGAUAAGACCUUCCGUCCAAAACGCAAGUUUGAGCCUGGAACCCAGAGGUUUGAGCUUCACAAACGAGCUCAGGCAUCUCUCUACUCAGGCCUGGACUUGAAAGCAGCUGUGCAGUUGCCCAGUGGAGAAGACCAAAAUGACUGGGUGGCUGUUCAUGUGGUUGACUUCUUCAAUAGGAUCAACCUAAUUUAUGGAACCAUCUGCGAGUUCUGCACAGAGAGGACCUGCCCAGUGAUGUCGGGAGGCCCUAAGUACGAGUACCGCUGGCAGGAUGACCUGAAGUACAAGAAGCCCACAGCAUUGCCAGCACCCCAAUAUAUGAAUCUUCUCAUGGACUGGAUCGAGGUGCAAAUCAACAAUGAGGACAUAUUUCCUACGAGAGUAGGUGUUCCCUUUCCAAAGAACUUUCUUCAGAUCUGCAAGAAGAUACUCUGUCGGCUUUUUCGUGUGUUUGUUCAUGUCUACAUCCAUCACUUUGACCGCAUCAUCCUCAUGGGGGCUGAGGCCCACAUCAAUACCUGUUACAAGCACUUUUAUUACUUUGUGACAGAGCUCAACCUCAUAGACCGCAAAGAACUAGAGCCUUUGAAAGAGAUGACAGCCAGUAUGUGUCACUAAAAACUGCCCACUGAAGAAAAGUCCAUUUUCCUUCCUACUGCAGAGUUCAAGAAUGUGACAGCCCUCAUGCACUGAGCCUGCUUGUUAAUCCCUGGAAGUUGGGAACCACAGUUACUUGCUUCCUUCCACUGUCAGUGUUCUUAACCCUGAAGAUGCUGCUAAGAACCUCAUCUGAACAACAUGGAUUAUUGAGAAAAAGAAAAAUAAUAUUAGUUCUAGCUCCUGUAUUAGGGAUAAGAACCUCUUCAGCCACAAACAAUGGCAGUGCUCCUGCUGCUAAAGCUUUAUUGAAAUUCAGGUCCCUGGGCUGACCUCCAGAUUAGUUGUUUUGAAAUGAAAUUGUAUUGUUAGCUGCAAUCUUACUUUCUUUUUCUAUUACUUCUUGGUAUAUGCUUUCUUUCCUAGCUGUAGCAGACUAUUAAGAUGCUCUGGAAUGGAAAAAGACUUAGCCUUUAAUGCCCCCCACCCUGCACCAGGCCACCCAGGGCUUGGCCCCCAUUCCCAAAUGCCAAUGAGCCUUGUGUUUCCAGGAAGACAGCCAUGUCCCUCAGCUGAUCAGUCAGUUUGUGUUUCAUUGUGACUUGUAAUUGAAUGACAAUGGGAGGGUUUUUGAUCUCAAUUAUAUGAGCAGGAAUCCAGAUGUAGCUAUGCAGUGCUGAGGUAUUUUCCUCCAAUUCAUGCUGUGACUGACAGCAAAUAUGCCUAGUAUCUCUACAUUAAAAAGAGCUGUAGUCAGCAUUUUCCUGAAGUACUCUAUGAAGACACCAAUCUGUCAUGUAAUUUCAUAGCCUUCUGUUCCCUUAGAAACAGGAUCCUUCUCAAUCACCCUAAAGUUUCAUCUUUUCAGAGAAAAAGAAAUUUAAUUUUUGUAACUUGGCAGAAGAUACAGCAAAGGUGAGUAGUAUAAAGGGUAGAGCAGGGGGGAAUAAUUGACAGUCUCUGUUGCACUAAGCAGUGUCCACCAGUGUGACUUGCUUUUCAUUCUGGACUAACAUAAUUUUUUUUUCCAGAACUCAAUCAACUUAAUCAAUACAUGUAUGGACAGCCUGGAAGGAUCUGUUGCAGUAAAUCAAGUCUUCUAUACCAAAUAGAAGAGGCUUUCUUCUGAAAAAAAAAAAAAAAAAAAAAGGUGAUACUUAACAAAGGGAUCACAAGAGAGAUACUACUGAAUAAAUGUGAAUCCGGUGGAACACACCUAUGUAUUUUGUGCCUUGUAAGGAAUUUUGCACACUUGUGUUAUUGUGAAAGAUUACUUUUCCUGAGUAAGCGCUGAACCCUGUUGCUGCCUUCUCAACUGAGUUAGGUAUAUUUACAUCCUCUGAAACAGCAUGAGAAGAAAAUCUCAUGGAAUAUCUAGUGAUUGGAACAUUUGACACAGAGGGGUAGCAGACACUAAAGAAUAACAGCAAACCUUUUCUAGCUCAUGUUGUAGCACAUUCUGAUUUACUUGCCUGCUUGCUUGAGUCUGGGCUUGUAACUAUAAGUGAUCACAUCUGUGUGGGGGAAAAGUGCUUUUGUCUGUGAACAUUUAGUGUAGCCAUGGUGGAGGCUUUUCUGCGUCUUUAGAAUUAUGCAAAAGACUUUAUCCUUUGGUUUCAAGGGGAUGGACCUAAGUGUUCCUACCUCCUUUGGUGGUCUUUGCAAUCAGGUUAAUUUUUUGGGGAUUGGAAUGUGCACACUGAUAACUUUUGGCCUGCUGGCACUUUUACAGGUUGUAACUAGUUUGUGGAAUUUGUUGCCACAGCUACUGCUGAGCUCAGUUGCCUCAUUUUAAAGAAGAUGAAAAAUGUUCUAUCUUUGGAAGACAGCCCACUGGUUCAUGUAGAUGACAACUGCCUGGAAUUACAACUUCAGUUGCAUAUGAAAGGGUUUCCUGAACUCCUCCAAAGUGCCUGGGCUGCGGUACUGCUUGAGAUGGAGCUGUAGCUGAUACAGUGCUCCUGAAUUUUGCUGCAGACAGUUGCCAUGUGGUGUUCUUAUGGCUGGACAGCAUGAUAUUUGAAAGAUUAACAUGAAGAGGCAAAUAUGUGGAAUUGAAAAACAUGGUAUUUUAUGCAUAAUUUAUGCACAAUUUAUUCUUCAUUUAUUACACUACUUAGUAUAUGCUGGUUUGAGUCUGUUCACUGUAGCUCACUCUAGAAGAAGAUUAAGCAGAAUUACAUUCACAGUGAAUGCAAAAAGACUGUUGGAGUCUUUUUUUUUUUAAACUGUUUUUCAUAAACUCAUAUGUUUUCUUUUCUUGUACAGCACACUGUAUGAGUCAAAGGAGGGAAAUGCAGAAUUGAACCUUAGAGGAUUUGUGUUUGACAUGAUCAAAAUUCCUGUAUUGGGAAAAUGCCAUUAUAACGCAGAAACUGAACCAGCUGCAAAGGAGUGCAAAAUUUACUUGUUUUGCUUGGUUAUUCUACUGGGAAGAACAUAGAGUUUGAUUCCUCUGAAUGGCAGGGUUUGGCCUUAGGAGCAUCUCCCAGCAGGUAUCUUCCACAGCAGAGGUGUUCAACCACCACCUUGCCAUCUCGUGCCAUGAACCAUUUCUCCUAGGAGCUGAUAACCCAAUAAGAAUAAUGUCUGGACUGUGACAUGACUACAUAAAAGUGUCAUAUUACCCCUUCCCAUAGAAGAGAGAGGGGCAGCAUCCUCUUGGAUCUUGUAAUCCCAGUUUCAUCAGUAAUUUGCUCAGGACCACAAACAGACAGAAUUCUGUUUUGGUUGUUAUUUGUCUUUCUACGAGAUCUUAUCAUUUUUGUAUGUCCCUAAUGAUUCCAGCGUUCCUUAUGAUUCUGGGAUUGGAGAAGGUGGGAGAGAGAAGGGAUAAAGAGGUUAUUAUUUAGAUUCAUUAUUUGUUGUAGUUUUGUAAUCACCUUUCUUUUCCUUCAACUGGAUUUUGUUCUUCUUGCUUAAAAAGUUUGGGGUUUUUUUGGUACUUACCUUUGGAGUUGUGUUAGUGUUAAGCUUUAAGGCACUAUAAGAAGGAUCAUUUCAGGUGACUGGGACCACACUCAUCAUUACUUCAGUGUGAAACGUUCCUAUGAUAUCAAAAUUGCCUUCAGUGGUUAAAGACUUUUAAACUUUCUUUGAUUGUCUCUGUAAUAAGAGAUUUUGUAAUGAACUUCUGCUUUGUGUGAACAUACAUUAGUGUCACUGUAGUGGCAAAUGUAACAUGAAAAAAAUCUAAACGUAACCUCCCUUAGGUUUUAUGAAGGAUGGAGUCCCAGGAUCUAUCAAAUAGUGGGGUGAAACUAAUGUUUCCUAUCUAAUUUUAUAGAAGUUGGGGACUUACAAAACUUAAGAGUUUUCUCCAAGAACUCAAGCUCUGAGCAGCAAAACUUACACCUGACAAGAUAUUUGAUUCUCUUGACCAAUGGAUUCAAUAAGAACAAGGCAGGGAAAGAGGAGAAAACAGUUAAAAUGUAACUCUGUAGGGGCCUACAGACAACAGCUGAAGAUGUGCAGAAACCUAAUGAGGAAACAUUGUCCUCAGCAAUCACAAAUUCCAGAUCUGUGCAAAGGAUACAGAGAAAGGUACCCUUUGUAACUGAGAAGCCAUUAUUACCAAGUCUCUAUUAAGCAGACUUAAAGGAUCUUUUAGCACUUUUGUACUUCAUGCUGAAUAAAUUACACAUUUUGGAGCCCUCUCACAAAAAUCAAUUCCUUCCUGUUGCUUUUUACCUUUUCUGCGUGUUUUUGAGGUCUCAGGGCCGGCCUUCUGCCUUUCAGUGUUCCUUUUGCUUCCCCAAGGACAAUGCUGUUACAAAACGUACCUUUCUCACCUCUCUCUGUGCCUCCAGAAGGGCUACCUCUCACUUGUGCCCUCUGAAGAGAGAGGAUUAGCAGUGCAUUGUCUCUCCAGGAAACCAGAGGCAAAAGAGCGGGAGGUAUCUACAAGAGCAGCAAAACAGAAGGUACUAUAGAAAUAUAUAAAAAGAUACGCUUGCUGUUAUAUGCUCUAUGGGCUUUUGAAAGGGGAUAACACUGAGGAACCCAAUAUAGACAAGUGGUCAGUAUUCAGACAUUUUUUCGUAUAUAUUGUAAGAAAUUUUUAAUAGAAGACGUUUUAAAUAAUUAUGGAGACUAUUCAAGGGCAAAACAAGCCAAAUCAGCACUAAGAACCUGGUAGUGGUAUACAUUUAAAUCUAAAAUGAUCAAAAGUUAAUUUUUCAUGUAUUUUAUGCUAAAUAGACAGUGAUUUCCAAGGUUUAGCCAAAUAAGUUAGAGCUCUUACAGUUUCUUUUCUGUGUUUAAUAAGUUUUCCUGUUUUAAAUGCAGAUGUAAUUAAUAUAAUUAAAAGUUAUAAUAAUAUUCUCCCAGGGAAAAGAAAAAAUUACUUGUCCAGUCUAAUCUUUGUGUCUGUGUAUGUACCUGCGUGCAUAGAUAGAUAGACAGAUAUGUACCUAAAUGUGUAUGUGUGUGUUUGAGUGGGGAUAUGGAUGUGGAAGUAUCAGCAUAUGCAUAGGUACCCUCCCUGCUCUUCCCCAGACAAUAGAUUUCUUAAUUUUGUUAGUAUUUAAGGGAGAUGCACUUUUCUAAGAAAUAAGUGGUUGAUUCCUUUUUCUCCUCCAUGCAUCAACGCUGAUGUGUUUAAUUUUUAAAUUAAAUUUUAAUGAAUUUAA